GUAGGACGUGCUCUCCAAUCUCGCUCUUUGCCCGCGCGACUACUCUGUCGAAGUCCUAGCUAAGCGAAGCGCGCCAAAAAAGCGCGCGCAAAAAAUAAAAAGCCAACUAACGGGACAAAAGUCGCGCGCGACUCGUAAGCUUGUUUACUUUGCCAUUAUAAAUCCGGCGGGCGCUUUGUUUGUGUUUGUGUUGAUGUUGCAUCGACAUUUACAGCAUCAGCAAUAGCAGAGAAUUCGGAGCGAUUGGCAAUUAGCGAUAAGCGAUAACCGAGAAACGAUAAUCGAAAACCGAUCUGCAGGCCGGGCACUCUGCUUAAAAUGCCGCUGCAGUGUAGGAUUCAGGAUGGGGUUCCUCGUCGACCCCAUCAGCAAAAACAGCAGCGAGAGCGGCAACAACAACAGGCUUAUCGCCAUCAGGAGCAAAACCAAGUGUUCCAAGGACGUUCGCCGGCGUUGCUGCCAGUAAUGCUGCUCCUCCUGAUGGCCACGCUCCUCACGCGUCCGCUGAGCGCCCUCUCCAACCGAUUGUCGGACACGAAGCUCCACGAGAUCUACCUGGACGACAAGGAGAUCAAGUUGAGCUGGAUGGUGGACUGGUACAAGCAGGAGGUGCUCUUCCACCUGCAGAACGCCUUCAACGAGCAGCACAGGUGGUUCUAUCUGGGAUUCUCGAAGCGGGGCGGCCUGGCCGAUGCGGAUAUUUGCUUCUUCGAGAACCAGAACGGGUUCUUCAACGCGGUGACCGAUACGUACACCAGUCCGGAUGGACGGUGGGUGAGGCGGGACUACCAGCAGGACUGCGAGGUCUUCAAGAUGGACGAGUUCACGCUGGCCUUCCGGCGCAAGUUCGACACCUGUGAUCCCCUGGAUCUCCGACUCCACGAGGGCACCAUGUACGUGGUUUGGGCCCGCGGGGAAACGGAGCUGGCCCUGGAGGAUCACCAGUUCGCCCUGCCCAAUGUGACUGCUCCGCACGAGGCGGGUGUCAAGAUGCUGCAGUUGCUCCGUGCCGACAAGAUACUUAUUCCCGAGAACGAUCUGGAUCAUGUGGAGAUCACCCUGAAGGAGGCGCCCAUUCCCAACCGGGAGACGACCUACUGGUGCCACGUGCAGCGUUUGGAGGGCGAUCUCCGGCGGCGCCACCACAUCGUCCAGUUCGAGCCGCUGAUCCGAUCCCCGGGCAUCGUGCACCACAUGGAGGUGUUCCACUGCGAGGCCGGCGAGCGGGAGGAGAUCCCGCUGUACAACGGCGACUGCGAGCAGCUGCCGCCGCCGGCCAAGGUCUGCUCCAAGGUGAUGGUGCUGUGGGCCAUGGGCGCCGGCACCUUCACCUAUCCCCCGGAGGCGGGGCUGCCCAUCGGCGGGCCCGGCUUCAAUCCCUACGUCCGGCUGGAGGUCCAUUUCAAUAAUCCGGAGAAGCAGGCUGGUUUGAUUGACAACUCCGGCUUCCGCAUCAAGAUGUCGAAGACACUGCGUCAAUAUGACGCCGCCGUAAUGGAACUGGGUCUGGAGUACUCCGACAAGAUGGCUAUCCCGCCCGGCCAGACCGCCUUCCCGCUGAGCGGCUACUGCGUGGCGGACUGCACCCGGGCCGCUCUGCCGGCGACGGGCAUCAUCAUCUUCGGCUCCCAGCUGCACACCCACCUGCGCGGCGUCCGCGUCCUCACCCGCCACUUCCGCGGGGAGCAGGAGCUGCGCGAGGUGAACCGCGACGACUUCUACUCGCACCACUUCCAGGAGAUGCGCACCCUGCACUACAAGCCACGUGUCCUGCCGGGCGACGCCUUGGUGACCACUUGCUACUACGACACGAAGAACGAACAGACCGCCACCCUCGGGGGAUUCUCCAUCAGCGACGAGAUGUGCGUCAACUACAUCCACUACUACCCGGCCACCAAACUGGAGGUCUGCAAGAGUUCCGUGUCCGAGGAGACGCUCGAGAACUACUUCAUCUACAUGAAGCGCACGGAGCACCAGCACGGCGUGCACCUGAACGGAGCCAGGUCGUCCAACUACCGGAGCAUCGAGUGGAGUCAGCCCCGUGUCGACCAGCUGUACACCAUGUACAUCCAGGAGCCGCUGAGCAUGCAGUGCAACAGGUCCGAUGGCACUCGCUUCGAGGGGCGUGGCAGCUGGGAGGGCGUGGCGGCGACGCCCGUGCAAAUCCGCAUACCCAUCCACCGCAAACUGUGCCCCAACUACAAUCCGCUCUGGCUGAGGCCGUUGGAGAAGGGCGAGUGCGAUUUGCUUGGGGAGUGCAUCUAUUAGGGCGCUAUGCAUUAGGCAUUAGCCGAAGGGCGCACUCCCGAUGGGUGGCGUGGGGGCGUGGCAUAAUACGUAGCACACAAAUACACAACAGCACACACGGGCACACAUCAGCACACGAAAUGGAUUAAACGGGGAUUUCGUUUUCAACAGUCGUACCUCCAUAAUCUGAACUUUUGCAACGCGAAUUUUUAAGGAAAUCACUUCUUUUUUUUGGAUUUCUUAACUCUUGUUUCAGCGUACAUACUUCAAGUACAUACAUAUGCAUACAUAUGAUAUAUUAUUUUAAAAAAAUUAAAAAUUUAGU
Drosophila rhopaloa is the source of this 2572-nucleotide messenger RNA. It is a transcript of the gene Tbh, whose product is annotated as tyramine beta-hydroxylase. Gene Ontology annotation, biological process: norepinephrine biosynthetic process; octopamine biosynthetic process; dopamine catabolic process. The transcript has 8 exons. Gene Ontology annotation, molecular function: copper ion binding; dopamine beta-monooxygenase activity. Lineage: Eukaryota; Metazoa; Arthropoda; Insecta; Diptera; Drosophilidae. Gene Ontology annotation, cellular component: secretory granule membrane. Bases 319 to 2268 code for a protein of 649 amino acids. The record is from RefSeq and is a predicted model, not a curated record.